Molecule: messenger RNA, 1073 nt
Organism: Chenopodium quinoa (quinoa)
Lineage: Eukaryota; Viridiplantae; Streptophyta; Magnoliopsida; Caryophyllales; Amaranthaceae
Product: ESCRT-related protein CHMP1A
Exons: 1
Coding region: 207-821 (204 amino acids)
Biological process (GO): protein transport; late endosome to vacuole transport; endosome transport via multivesicular body sorting pathway
Cellular component (GO): multivesicular body; ESCRT III complex
Source: RefSeq, a predicted model, not a curated record
UUAAUAUCCUAGAGCCAAAAAAAAAAAAAAAAAAAAAAAAAAUCCUAGUGCAAGCGCAAUAAUAUCUAAUCUUUGACUGAACUGACCACGCUAUCUCACUUUUCGAUUCGUCUUCUUCCCCAAUUCUCUAUGCAAAUCAAACUUCAUCUUCCUCAAAACCCUAACCCUAAUUUCCGAUCAUCCCCAAAAUUUUCUCUUUCUUCAACAUGGGAAACACUGAGAAGUUGAUGAACCAGAUCAUGGAGCUCAAAUUCACCUCCAAAUCACUCCAACGCCAAGCUCGAAAGUGCGAGAAAGACGAGAAAUCCGAGAAACUCAAAGUUAAGAAAGCAAUCGAGAAAGGUAACCUGGAUGGAGCACGAAUUUACGCCGAAAACGCCAUUCGUAAGCGCACAGAACAGAUGAACUACCUUCGAUUAUCGUCUCGCCUUGACGCCGUUGUUGCUCGCCUUGAUACUCAGGCGAAGAUGCAGAUGAUUGGGAAGAACAUGGGAUCGAUUGUGAAAUCUCUUGAAUCGUCUUUGAAUACGGGUAAUUUGCAGAAGAUGUCGGAAACAAUGGACCAAUUUGAGAAGCAAUUUGUGAAUAUGGAGGUUCAGGCUGAGUUUAUGGAGAGUUCUAUGGCUGGGAGUACUUCGCUUUCGACACCCGAAACCGAGGUUAAUAGUUUGAUGCAGCAGGUGGCGGAUGAUUAUGGUCUUGAGGUUUCUGUGGGGUUGCCUCAGGCUGCUGGACAUGCUAUUGCUGAUCCUAAGGCGUCGGAGAAGGUCGAUGAGGAUGAUCUUACAAGGAGGCUUGCUGAGCUUAAGGCUAGAGGCUGAUGUGUGAGGUAAAACUUUAAGGUUUUACUUAUAAUGUUGUAUAGUUUGACUGAUGAGCUACCCUUUGUGAUGUUAUAAAUUGUGAAACUUGAGAUUUUCGAUUCGGAUAAUUGUUGAAUUCGCUGUGGGUGGCUUAAUUAUGUAUUAUAUAUGGAGUAUUGUAUUUAUCUACUGGAAUUCGGGUGUUUGCUCGAUUAUGUGUGACUUUGAUCACCAAUGUAUGUUUUGUUAUGUGACUGAUUCCUAUGUUUA